UUUACUUUAGUUUCAAGAUGACACUUCAGGUUAUACACAGGAACUGAGUAAAUCCUAUUUUAAAACUAAAGGUACAAAAGCUAAUCCUCUCAUGAUCUUGCUGCAUUAGACAGAAAAUGGCUCACUUGUAUUUUCAGGUUUGUCUUUUAGUGUUUGUAUUAAAAGUUCCUCCCAGAUGCAGGGGUGGUGAGACUGUGUCAGCUUUUACAGACGAAGACGUGGUUCUGUCAUGUCUAAACGUCAACAUCACGGAUCCAAGCAGUUGCUAUAGAAUGAGACUGGUGAAGAACACAGAUGCCAUGAACCCUUCAGUUAUAUUUGAGUAUCCAAAGAAAUCCCAGGAUGCCAAACGUGUGAAUUUGGAAGCAAACAGGAAAGGUCAAACGUGUGUUUUUUUGAAAACCUCGCAAAGAUCAGAUGCAGGGUCAUACGACUUUGAAAUUUGGAAAGGAUGGGACAAAAUUAUGGUCACACACAUAUCAUUAAAAGUGAAAGACUGCAGAAACCUUAAGCCAGAGGUGGCAAAGCCUGGCCAGAAUGUGAGUCUUAACUGCUCAGUGGAUGGAGAAACGGCCCCUUCAAAUGUCACAUGGGCGAAGAUGAAAGGGAGCGACUCUGUGCCUGUUACUUUGCCAAGGAUUGAAAUGAAGGGUAUAUCCCUGACAAUCAAGUCCGUGUCUGAUAGUGACACCGGUUGGUACAAGUGUGAUUAUAUACUUGGGCAAAGUCGGCGCUGCUCAAAGAUCAAUCUACGUUUUCGGGGUCAUCAAGAAACUGUGUCCAUGACUACCAUGAUUCCAAGAUCUGCAUUUACAGAAACUCGCCAAGGAUCUCUUAACAUUGUUUCGGAGACCAACAGGACAAAAGGAAGUGAAACCUCUAUUCUGGUUGUAGUCCUGACCAUGACCUCGAUUUUCACACUUGCAGCACUAACAGGAGUGUUUAUUUACAAGAGAUACAAAACUCAGAGGAAAUCUGCAGAGUCUGCAGAUGUUUAUGAAAAUGUGAGUCUUCCAUGUUCACCAGAUACUAAAAAUCGAAUCAACAGCUUGUAUGCAUUCCUAGAGGAGAAUGUCUAAGGACUCACCUUUCAAAUCUAGAAAUGUUCUGGCUACUCACAGAGAACACUGAAGAUCUUUCUCUAUUCCCUCAAAAAAAUGAAAUUAAAUAAAAAUAAGACCAGCCUGCCUGGCACCAGGAAACAUGCCACAUUCAGCAUCACAGAAUCACUUUAUUCCUUUACCCCCCUGUUGGUUUAACCUUCAGUAUAUUGUUGUCACCAUGUCUAAAUGGCUAAAUGCAGUGAGCUGCUACAAUGAAAUUGGGUGAUUCAUUAUUUGUGUUAACACAAGUGCACAGGAGUGGCUAACAAAGUUUCCAGUCAGUUUAUUUCAAAUUAUCUAUAUUCUUCAAGUGAAAUGUGUGCUACAUUGUUGUAUUUCAAUAGGCUUUAUUUCCCAAGUGUGCAUGUGAUCUUCUCUUGUGUAUUUUAUUUUGCAAAUCUUGUUUUCUGUGUUGGCAAAUAAAAUUAAUUCAGCAUUUAA
Xiphophorus hellerii (green swordtail) is the source of this 1544-nucleotide messenger RNA. RefSeq lists its product as uncharacterized. Bases 117 to 1079 code for a protein of 320 amino acids. NCBI's taxonomy places the organism in Eukaryota, Metazoa, Chordata, Actinopteri, Cyprinodontiformes, Poeciliidae. The record is from RefSeq and is a predicted model, not a curated record. The transcript is spliced from 8 exons.